AUGCUGAAACGAUGUACACCGAAACUCGUUCGUCUCGUAUUCGUGCCGCCAUGUUCCCAGAAAGUGAAGCGGGCCCAUCUAGUGGGAUUCCUCAUCGCGCUACCAUUGUUGAACAGAUGUCAAUACCAGCUCGCGUUUUGAAAACGGCAGUUCUCGAUCUGCUUUCUUUCGAAGGUACAUCUGACAUCAGCACACUUCCUAUCCCUGAUCUUAUUGAUCUCAUGUCUGACCGCGAUGAGGCUGUGUUGGCGCGUGCUGUGCAACGUGUUUACCUUCUUUCCAAAGAGGACCGUACCAUCGCCUCGUAUCCAACUUUGAUUGAUGCUUUGAUCAAGGCCAGCAAGAGCGACAAUGUCAAUGUAAAGCGUGAUGCAAUUGGAGCUUUAAGCCAUAUCUCUGAACAUCCUCAGGGAAGAAUGCAAAUAUUCCGUUCUGGAGGUUUAGCUGAAUUGAUCAGGAUGCUCUAUUGUCCUGUAGAGACGAUUGUGCAAUACGCUGUUACUACGCUUCGUAAUCUUCUGAUGCAUGUGGAUACUGUCAAGGCACAGGCACGGGUGCUUGGAGCAAUAGAAGCAUUGGCGCCACUACUUCUCAGA
Molecule: messenger RNA, 596 nt
Organism: Haemonchus placei
Lineage: Eukaryota; Metazoa; Nematoda; Chromadorea; Rhabditida; Trichostrongylidae
Source: the annotation of a GenBank genome assembly